Trichosurus vulpecula (common brushtail) is the source of this 3078-nucleotide messenger RNA. RefSeq names its product phospholipase A2 group VII (gene PLA2G7). NCBI's taxonomy places the organism in Eukaryota, Metazoa, Chordata, Mammalia, Diprotodontia, Phalangeridae. Bases 141 to 1442 code for a protein of 433 amino acids. The transcript has 12 exons. Gene Ontology annotation, molecular function: 1-alkyl-2-acetylglycerophosphocholine esterase activity. The record is from RefSeq and is a predicted model, not a curated record.
UGUUGCCCUCCAUCCUUUUCUUCUCCAUGCCCAGAGGCCCUUGAGGAGGCUGAAUGAUACUUUCUUACCCAGGCCUAAGCUACAAGACUGCUAUCCGUUACACCAAUAGGGGUUAAACUGAAACAGCUGCUGUGACCAAGAUGACACCAUACAAAUUACCUGUGAUUUUCUGUCUCUGCGGUUGUUUGGUGCAGGUCCAUCCCUUUGUCUGGUCAGACCUAGAUCCAGUUAAGCAUAUAAAAUCAACAGGGUGGUAUCAUAAAAUACGGAACCUAAUGAGUUCUGUGUUCUGUGACAAACAUCAGAUCCCUAAAGGAAAAGGGUCUUACUCCGUGGGAUGCACAGACUUGAUGUUUGACUUUACUGCUCAGGGCAGCUUACUACGUCUCUAUUACCCUUCCAAAGAUGGUGAAUAUCACAGCACUGUGUGGAUCCCCAAUAAAGAAUAUUUUUUAGGUCUUAGUAAUUUUCUUGGAUUGCACAGGCUCAUGGGCAAAUUCAUCGCCUACUGCUUUGGUUCAGUGACAACUCCUGCAAAUUGGAAUGCACCUUUGAGGAUUGGAGAAAAAUACCCACUUAUUAUUUUUUCUCAUGGACUUGGAGCGUUCAGGACAAUUUAUUCUGCUAUUGGGAUUGAACUGGCAUCUCACGGGUUUAUAGUUGCUGCUGUAGAACACAGAGAUGAAUCGGCGUCAGCAACUUUUUACUAUGAAAAUGAAUUUGCUGCAGAAAGAGAUAAUAAGUCCUGGCUUCCCUACAAGCAUCUCCAAACACAAAGUACGGAGUACAUUCAACGUCAUAGACAGGUACUUCAAAGAGCAGAGGAAUGCUCUAAAGCUCUUAAUUUGAUCCUUGAUAUUAACGGGGGGAAAACAGUGAAGAAUGUUUUGGAUUCCACAUUUGACUUACGGCAACUAAAGGAUGCUAUUGAUAAUAAGAAAAUAGCAGUAAUGGGACAUUCCUUUGGUGGAGCCACAGCUAUUCAGUCUCUUAGUGAAGAUAAGAGAUUCCAAUGUGGUAUUGCCCUGGAUGCAUGGAUGGUCCCUUUAAGUGACGAGCUGUAUAGUAGAGUUCCCCAGCCACUCUUCUUUAUCAACUCUGAAAGAUUCCAGACUGCAGAAAAUGUCAUGAAAAUGAGGCAAUUCUACUUAGGUGGUAAAGAAAGAAAAAUGAUCACUAUCAAGGGAUCAGUCCAUCAGAACUUUCCUGACUUUACUUUUGUGACUGGUAACAUACUUGGAUAUAUAUUCUCAUUAAAAGGACAUAUUGAUUCAGAUGUAGCCAUUGAUUUAAGCAACAAAGCAUCAUUAGCUUUCUUGCAAAAGCACCUAGGUCUUCAGAGAAAUUUUAAUCAAUGGGACCAUUUAAUUGAAGGUGAAGAUAUAAACCUCAUUCGAGAUAGCAAUGCUGAUUCAGUUUACAUUUCUGAGUGCCUGGAAUAAAGAAAUGUGCAGUGUUGACCAACCCAUUUUUCUAAAAAAACUAAAUUAUGUUUCUCCGAGCCCAUAGUUUUUUUUUUUUAACUAUUGCCCACAUACUUCUUAAAAUAUAGACUAUGCUAUAAUCAUUAGUUAAGAUUCAUCUUGAUUAAAGUGGCUGAAGUUUAUUAUUGCUUAAAUUCAAAGGAGUUCGGUAUACAGAAUUCAUAGCAGCCUGUAUUUUUAUUAUCCUCAUAUUUUGAAGUGUUAAUGUUUAUAAGACAUUUCUAUAUUGUCAGCAUUUUCUUUUCUGAUGAAAGGCUAAUUCAAGUGGUGAUUGGGGCCCCUCUCAUAGUACAGUGAAGCAGCAGGAAAGACCUAUGAGCAAAAAUAAUUGGGUUGAUACUAUCUUGAUUAUCAGGAGACAAAGAGGAAGUAAGGGAUAGCAGCGGAAGUUGUUGUCACACUUACUUCCUUUUACGUUUCAGAUAUGAGGCACUAAACACCCUUGAUCCAAGGAAAGAAGGAUCAGGGAGAAAGUGCCAUUCUGGGUACUGAUUGGUCUCUGCCCCAGGUACCCCAGGUGGUAUCACUGUCCCCAAACUAAUGACUACCAGACACUUAACAGUCCAUAGGAGAUAGGAAUAUGAAAAGUACAAGGAAAGACAGCUAGAUGGGAAAAGGAAGCAGCCAGAUGCUGCUAGUUGCCCCUUCAACAUAAUCCUUUGUCUAGCAAGGAAGAAAAACAAAACACAUUCCAUUUUCUGAGCAAAGAAUUCCGUAAAGGAAAAAAGAUUUAACAAGGAAAUAUCUAUCAGGAUAAUUAUAGUACAUAUUCAAGAAUUUUAUGAGAAUAUUUUCUCUUGUUUUUAAUUUUAAAAUAAAAAUUAAAAGAUUGUAUAUAAAAUUGUUAUGGGUUAAAAACACAAAUACAUUAUUCACUGGAGCCCAGAUUCUUGACAGAAAACUGCUUUUUUGAGAUCUUAACCAAACAGUUUCAUUUUCACAUCAGUAUUUUUAUCAAUGAUAUUCUGAUUCCAAUUAGAUAGGAAGGGUCUAAGAAAAUUGAGGGUGGUGUGGAGUGUGGGAAUAUAGAAAAAUACAUACAUUGGAUCAUCAAUGCAGAAGGAAACUUGGACAUCCUGUAGUCCAAUCUGCUCCUUUUUAAAAUAAGAGCCAGAAAAUAAAGAUACCCAUUGAUUGGGAAUAGCUUAAACAAGUACAUGAAUGAAAUGAAAUGUGACUGUACUACACAAAACAAUGAAUGAUGAAUACAGAGAAGCACGGGAAGAUGUGUAUGAACUGAUGCAAACUGAAUAAGUAGAACCAGGACCAACAUACACAAUGUAAUGACUACAAUGAAGUAAAUAGAAAACAAAUGAGGGUGAAUGUUGUGAAAUUUUAAUCUCCAAGACUGAACCCCCAAAAGACAUGAGAAGCCAUGUCUUCCCCUCUACCAUCUUUUUCUUUUUAAGCAGUGGAAGAUUGCAGGUUUGGAACACCACAGAAGUCAACUUUCAAUGUAUUGUGGACCUGUUUUUUUCUUCUCUUUUUUGUUAUAAGAGAUGGUUCCCUGGGAGGGGCAGGGAUACAUGGGGAAAUGUAAGUGAUGUAAAAAUGAUAAAAAUCAAUAAAAAUCCCUCAUAUUUUUUCAAAAUGA